Messenger RNA from Mizuhopecten yessoensis (Yesso scallop), 1237 nucleotides. RefSeq names its product eukaryotic translation initiation factor 3 subunit I-like. The transcript is spliced from 9 exons. NCBI's taxonomy places the organism in Eukaryota, Metazoa, Mollusca, Bivalvia, Pectinida, Pectinidae. Gene Ontology annotation, cellular component: eukaryotic translation initiation factor 3 complex, eIF3m; cytoplasm. Gene Ontology annotation, biological process: cytoplasmic translational initiation. Gene Ontology annotation, molecular function: protein binding; translation initiation factor activity; RNA binding. The record is from RefSeq and is a predicted model, not a curated record. The coding region runs from base 64 to 1026 and encodes 320 amino acids.
CAUUCAAACUUCCGCUUUCCUUUUAUUUCCGGUGUGCAUGGGAGCCUUUCGCAAUAUUGCAAGAUGAAGCCGAUUCUGCUACAUGGUCAUGAGCGGUCAAUUACAGAGAUCAAAUACAACAGGGAGGGGGAUCUCAUCUUUACCUGUGCUAAGGAUCAUCAACCCAAUGUGUGGUAUUCAAUCAACGGCGAGAGACUUGGGACCUUUAAGGGUCAUACAGGAGCUGUUUGGAACAUUGAUGUCAAUUGGGACACAACCUAUGUGUUGACAGGGUCUGCUGACAACUCGUGUAAACUAUGGGAUUGUCAAACAGGGAAAAUGCUGUCAACCAUGGAGUCGAAAACAGCUGUAAGGUCAUGUGGCUUCUCCUACAGUGGAAACCUUAUCAUGUACACAACUGACAAAACCAUGGGACAUCCUUGUGAAAUCCACAUCUACGACAUCAAUGAUAUGAGAGAGCCAGCGAUGAUCUUUCCCAUAGCCGGUUCUAAGAUUACAUCUGCUGUCUGGGGACCGUACGAAGAGUACAUCAUCACAGGACAUGAAAACGGAGAGUUGUGUCAUAUUGAUAUGAAAACUGGUGAGAAGAUCCAUGCUGUCCAGGAACACUCAAAACAGAUCAAUGAUAUCCGGUACUCCAAAGACAUGUCCAUGCUAAUCACAGCUUCUAAAGACACAACAGCCAAGCUCUUUGAUACUACGUCCCUGCGUCACAUGAAGACAUACAAGACCGAGAGGCCAGUCAACUCUGCAGCCAUUUCUCCUAUCAGAGACCAUGUGGUACUUGGAGGAGGACAAGAGGCUAUGGAAGUCACUACAACUUCAUCCAGGGUUGGCAAGUUUGACGCUCGCUUCUAUCACCUUGUCUUCGAGGAGGAAUUUGGCAGGGUCAAAGGCCACUUUGGUCCUAUUAACUGUUUAUCAUUUCACCCGGAUGGAAAAAGCUAUAGCAGUGGAGCAGAAGACGGAUAUGUACGAGUUCAUCAAUUUGAUCCCAGCUACUUUGAGUUCAGAUUUGACUAUUAACCUCUGUGGAACGUAAACGCCUGAAAAUUGACAGUCUAUUUAUAUUAAACAAAGUGCUCCAGCAACUAAAACGAACAGAAAAGGUCUGCCAUGCCUAAAUUUCACCACAAGGGACAUUUAAUUUUGAAUAUGGAUCAUGUCUUUCUCCUUGAGAUCCAGGUCCAAGGAAGUCAUUAUGAUUAUUGGAUCAAGAAUAAAUUUUACAUCUGGA